Messenger RNA from Phlebotomus argentipes, 10482 nucleotides. RefSeq names its product plexin-A2 (gene PlexA). Gene Ontology annotation, molecular function: semaphorin receptor activity; protein binding. The transcript is spliced from 12 exons. Lineage: Eukaryota; Metazoa; Arthropoda; Insecta; Diptera; Psychodidae. The record is from RefSeq and is a predicted model, not a curated record. Gene Ontology annotation, cellular component: semaphorin receptor complex. Bases 374 to 6058 code for a protein of 1894 amino acids. Gene Ontology annotation, biological process: sensory neuron axon guidance; regulation of cell migration; regulation of GTPase activity.
AGAGGGCGUCUCAUUGUAGGGAGUACUUUUUCACAAAAAAUUGAGGAGAGAGAUUUUUCAGUGUGUUGAAAAGGCAUUACUAGAAACAUAAAAUUUGUACUUUUAAUGGCCUUUGAGAGCGGUAUGAGCGUAUGUGAUGUGAAUAAUCGCAAGUAAGUGAGUGUCUGCAAAGAAAGUUCGUGAUGCAUCUUUAAGCAUACGAUAGCAAUCCUAUAAGCGUGGGACGAUAAACAGAGUGCUGAGAUAUUGAGGUGAGACUUAACUGUGCAAUCAACUUGUGGAAAACUAAAACUAAAAUGUGGAUGUCGACUGGUGCGCAGCCAUGGCGAUAGGCUGAAACGGAAGUGUCUAAAGGCAGACUAGGCAAGUGAUAAUGAUAAUAGUCCUGAUUCUACUCGCGUGUGUGAAUGCCACGCCUGUUAAUCACACCGUAACACACCAACAAGCAUUUACGUCGCGUCUAAAACACCUCGUUGUGGACCGCAACACUGGACGCGUGUUUGUGGGCGGCGUAAAUCGGCUACAUCAGCUAUCACCUGACCUGGAGAUUGUAGCCAUAGCAGUAACAGGUCCCCGAAAUGAUUCAUACGACUGUACAGUACUGGAGUGUCCCAGUGACACAGUGCGUGAACUCACCGACAAUAUAAACAAGGUACUUUUAAUUGACUACAGUACCAGUCGGCUGAUUACAUGCGGCAGUGUAUUCCAAGGAAUUUGCACUGUCCGCUCUUUGCAAAAUGUUACUGAAGUAGAACAGGAAGUACAAGAGGCCGUGGUGGCAAACAACGAGAAUGCGAGUACAGUAGCGUUUAUAGCGCCUGGUCCGCCUGAUCCACCCGCAUCACAUGUUAUGUACGUGGGUGUAACAUUCACUGGUAACAGUCCAUAUCGCAGUGAAAUCCCAACAGUUGCAUCGCGGUCUCUGGAUAAAUCGCGUAUGUUCCAGAUUGCUUCCUCUGCAGUAACUACCGGUACACGUAUCUUCAUCAACAGUUUCUCGCGUGAAUCAUAUCUUGUCAACUAUGUGUACGGAUUCAGCUCAGAAAGAUUCUCUUACUUUCUUACGACUCAGCUCAAGCACAAUAGCCACUCGGCGCCACGUGAAUACAUUAGCAAGCUUGUAAGGAUCUGUCAAGAUGACUCAAAUUACUAUAGCUACACGGAAAUACCCAUUGAUUGCAUUAGUGAGGCAGCCGGCGGCACAAAGUACAAUCUUGUACAAGCAGCGUUUGUAGGCAAACCGGGAUCUGAUUUAGCUGAAAACCUGUCCAUCACACAACAGGAUGACGUACUAUUUGCCGUUUUUAGUGUCGGAAAUGGCAAUCGCACUACAAAUCGCAGCGCUCUCUGUGUAUAUUCACUAAAAGCUAUCAGGCGAAAAUUUAUGCAAAAUAUCAAAGCAUGCUUCAACGGUAAUGGUCCGCGUGGAUUAGACUUCAUUUCUCCAAAUAUGCAGUGCGUUCCAACAAAGUUGCAAACAAUCAGUGAGGAUUUCUGCGGAUUAGACGUAAAUUCGCCAUUGGGAGGGGAGCAACCCAUUGCUGCCAUUCCAGUGGCACUCUUCGCUACGCCUCUUACGGCUGUAGCAGCGACACGCACGAGUGGUUACACGGUGGUAUUUAUUGGAACGGCGCGAGGACAUCUAAAGAAGGUUGUCGUGGAAUCUAGCACGGUUGCUGUAGAAUAUGCCGACAUUGUAGUAGAUGAUGGUAGCAUUGUAAAUGCGGAUAUGCACUUCGAUACACACCAAAUGCACAUCUAUGUCAUGACAGCAAAUAAAGUGUCAAAAGUACGCGUGAAUGACUGUACAAUUUACGCUACAUGUGGUGAAUGCUUGGGAGCUCGAGAUCCAUAUUGUGGGUGGUGUUCAUUAGAGAAUAAGUGUAGUCUGCGCAGUAAUUGUCAGGAUGAUUCUAAUGAUCCACUGUUCUGGGUGAGCUACAAGACUGGCAAAUGCACUACUAUAACAGCCGUAAUGCCACACCAACUACAGAGGACCACCGCAAGAACACUGGAGCUUGUAAUUGACCAUUUGCCAGCGCUUAAGGAACAUUUAGUAUGUGCAUUUACUUUUGGUGAAAAAGUCCUUUUAACGAAUGCCACAAGAAAAAGAAAUGGUGUAAACUGCACAACACCGCGAACGGAUUUACUGCCUCAAAUUCAGCCUGGUCGGCAUCAUUUUACAUCGCGCUUGAGUGUACGUACAGCAACUGGGCCCGAUCUUGUAAUCACUAAUUUUACAUUCUUCGACUGUUCUACUCACCUGUCUUGCACGCAGUGCGUGAGUUCACAGUUUCCCUGCGAUUGGUGUGUGGAAGCUCACCGCUGUACACAUGAUACGGCAGAAAACUGCCGUAAUGAUAUUCUCGUCACAGGUGUAAGCAGAGCAGGUCCAAGUUAUAGAUCGGGACCCACCUUUUGUCCUACUAUUAAUGCUACAGGUGACGGCAGUGAAAUACUCGUAGCUGCAGGCAGCAGGAAAGGCAUAAAGGUAAAAGUACACAUAAUUGGACAAUUCAUCGUUCAAACUAGAUUUGUCUGCCAGUUUAAUAUUGAAGGCCGAGUAACAAGCAUGAAUGCUCAGCUUUUGGGCGAUACAAUAUACUGCGAUCCUAUGGAGUUUAUCUACACAUCCCGUUCACCGAAUCUAACUGCUACCUUUGCAGUGAUUUGGGGUGGAUCGAAACCGUUAGAUAAUCCACAUAACAUCCAUAUUGUUAUUUAUCGUUGUCGUGACAUGUCUGAUAGUUGUGGAAUGUGUUUGGCGUUGGCUGAAAAAUUCUCAUGUGGCUGGUGUUCUUCAUCUAAUAGUUGCGAGGUUGAGGAACAGUGUAAUAAAGGCGAAGGUAAAGUGGACUGGCUUAACAGAGCCCAAACUUGUCCAAAUCCCGAGAUUCACAGUUUCGAACCAAAAACGGGACCAUGGGAGGGUGGCACCAACAUAACAAUCAGAGGUAUCAACUUAGGAAAAAACUUCAGCGAUAUCUACAGCGGUGUAAAAAUAGCAGGAAUCAAUUGUAUGCCAUAUUCUGAUCUAUACAUUGAUACAAAACAGAUUGUAUGCACAGUGGAUAGUCCGGGUGUGCAAGCUUACCGUCACGGACGAAUAGUUGUCCAAAUAAGCGAUUAUCGAGGUGAAUCGAACAUGGACUAUGAGUUUGUUGAUCCUAGAAUCGAUGAAUACCAACCAAAGUUUGGCCCAAUGAGUGGUGGUACAAAAGUAACCAUAUAUGGAAAAUAUUUGAAUGCCGGAAGUAAUAUAACAGCCACAGUAGACAAGCUUCCUUGCGAAAUACUCUCAGCAGAUGAAAACCAAGCUCUAUGUAGAACUAGUCCCGCUACAGAUGAAAUUCGUCGUGGACGGUUGAAAAUGAUGUUUGACAAUGGUCCAAGAGAGUUUCUAGGCGAUGAAUUUGAAUAUGUAGCCGAUCCGGUGAUUAAGUACGUUGCUAGUGGUCCCAGUGGACAACUGAAGGUGCCCAAGGGGAUCCCCGCCGGCGGUAUUAAAAUUACUGUGAUUGGUGAUCACUUCAGCAGUAUCCAAAAGCCGCAAAUGUACGUGUAUUUCGAAGGAAAAAUGUUUGUGUCCCUCUGUGACACUAUCAGUGAUACCGAAAUGUCUUGUGAUUCACCGUCCAUUGAUGCUGAUGCAUCAUUGGACGCUGAUCGACCAAUGCUACUUGAGUAUGGCUUUCACAUGGACGACGUAGCACAUGUUCAGAAUUUAUCAACAAGGAACAAUCACUUUGAGCUGUAUCCAAAUCCAGAAUAUUUGCCGUUUGAGGAGAACGUGAAGUACUACAAAAGCGAAUACUUGACAAUAAAUGGUAAAAACCUGGACAGAGCUUGUAAAGAAACAGACGUCAUCGUUAUGAUUGGAACAGGAUUAUGUAAUAUAACAUCAUUAUCGCGACAACAGUUAACUUGCAGACCACCAAUCGAGGCGAUUGACACUGAAGCUCCUCAAGUAAGCGUCCGCGUAGGUCACAACUUGCAUUUCCAAAUCGGCAUUCUGAGCUAUGCAUCACCAAACUUUAUACACGGUUUUACGAAGAAUAUUAUAGUUGUGGUGGGCGCCAUAGUAGCAAUUGUUUUGGUGAUCUUUAUUGCGUUAGUAGUGGCAUAUCGUAAGAAAACGAGCGAAAGUAAUCGCGUGUUGAAGAAUAUGCAAGAACAAAUGGAUAUUUUGGAGCUGCGAGUAGCUGCAGAGUGUAAAGAAGCAUUCGCGGAGUUGCAGACUGAAAUGACUGACCUCACUGGUGAUCUGACAUCGGGAGGUAUUCCCUUCCUCGACUAUCGUACAUACGCCAUGAAGAUCCUCUUUCCCAACCAUGAUGAUCAUGGUGUUUUGCAAUGGGAACGCUCUGAGCUGCUGCGAAAAGAAAAAGGGUUGCGACUCUUUGGCCAACUCAUCAUGAAUAAAACCUUCUUACUACUCUUCAUUCGCACAUUAGAAAGCAACAGGUACUUUUCUAUGCGCGAGCGUGUAAAUGUUGCCAGUUUGAUUAUGGUGACGCUUCAAUCUAAACUUGAGUAUUGCACUGAUAUCUUAAAGACUCUACUCGCAGAUCUUAUAGAAAAGUGUAUCGACGGAAAAAGUCAUCCAAAGUUACUUCUGCGUCGUACUGAGUCUGUGGCAGAAAAGAUGUUAUCUGCAUGGUUUACUUUUCUGCUUUACAAAUUCCUCAAAGAGUGCGCUGGAGAGCCUUUAUAUAUGCUAUUUCGAGCGGUAAAAGGGCAAGUGGACAAAGGCCCUGUAGAUGCCAUCACACACGAGGCACGGUACUCGCUCAGUGAGGAGAAACUUAUCCGACAACUGAUAGAGUUCAAGUCUAUGACAGUGUAUGCUAGCAUGACUCAGCAACCAAUCUUCUGCAACAAUGUUGAAAUGAUGCCCACUAACACAGAGAACGUGCCAGUUAAAGUGCUGGAUUGUGACACGAUUGGACAAGUUAAAGAAAAAUGCCUGGAUACUAUUUACAGAAAUACACAAUGGAGCCAACGACCUAGACGUGAUGACUUGGAUCUUGAAUGGCGAACAGGAACAUCAGGUCGUGUGAUCUUGUAUGACGAGGAUACUACAUCGAAAAUCGAAAGUGAAUGGAAAAAGCUGAAUACACUUCACCAUUACCGCGUACCUGAUGGUGCAUGGCUUAGUUUAGUACCGAAACAGAGCAGUAUCUAUAAUCUGUCAAUCCUCUCAGAGAAGAAUGACAAAUCACAUAAGUAUGAGACUCUUAACCUUAGCAAGUACGCAUCAUCAUCGCCGCCAUUCAGCCGCGCAGGUUCACCACUCAACAAUGAUGGCCAGGAAAAUGGUGUCAAGUACUGGCAUCUAGUAAAGCACCAUGACACGGACGUCCAGAAAGAAGGCGAACGUGUAAACAAAAUGGUAUCUGAGAUCUAUCUAACACGUCUUCUGGCUACUAAAGGUACUCUGCAAAAGUUCGUGGACGAUCUAUUUGAGACUAUAUUCAGCACAGCACAUCGGGGCUCGGCACUCCCACUUGCCAUCAAAUACAUGUUUGAUUUCCUAGAUGAUCAGGCUAUUUUAAACGGGAUCACAGAUCCUGAAGUAGUACACACAUGGAAAAGCAACAGCCUUCCGCUUCGAUUUUGGGUGAAUCUAAUAAAGAAUCCCAACUUCGUCUUCGAUAUUCACAAAUCUAACAUAGUUGACUCUUGUUUGUCUGUGGUGGCGCAGACAUUCAUGGAUUCAUGUUCAACAUCUGAUCACAGGCUUGGAAAGGAUUCACCGAGUUCCAAGUUGCUGUACGCCAAAGACAUUCCAUCGUAUCGUGAGUGGGUGGAGAGAUACUAUGAAGACAUAAAAAAUAUGCCAGCAAUUUCCGAUCAGGACAUGAAUGCAAUGCUUGCAGAAGAGUCCAGACUGCACACAACGGAGUUCAACACGAAUUGUGCCCUCCAUGAACUUUACACAUAUGCUGUGAAAUACAACGAGCAAUUAACAGUGACACUUGAGGAGGAUGAAUUUUCGCAGAAGCAGCGACUUGCCUACAAACUUGAGCAAGUUCAUAAUAUCAUGUCAUCGGAGUAGAGUCUCAUCGUAUUUCGUUUAAUAUUUAAAAUCAUCUGGUGUCUUUUUGGCUACCCAUUUUAAUUCUGUAACCCACGAGCAUAUUUGUGCGUCUUCAACGACUAUUUUUCUACUUUUAUACGGACCAUAGGGAGAGCGCAAUAAGGUACGGAUCCAACCCAGGCAUGUAUUCUAUAAUAAAAUGCCCAACUAGUUUUGUUUCGUUGAAGAAAUAAGAGUUUAGAGACUUAGUAUGUGCUGUCAUCCUGAGAAAUUAGUGAAAGUGUUGGUUUAUUACUGGUCCAAAUUUACUUAUAAGGCAAGAUAAAACUGUGACAUGAGGGUCUAAAAAGCAAACAGAAAAGCAAAAACUACAAAGCAUUAGCAUACAAUUACUUUUCUCUCCACAUUUUUCUAAUAAAUCUGGACAGAAAAGUGCUCAAACUGGUUGCCAGAUUCUUCUUGUCAAAAGUAAAAUCAUAUUUUUUCGACUCUUUCUGUUGUCUUACAUUCUUCAAUUAACACUUUCUUAUCUUAUUACCAUUUUUCGAAAUGGAUUGUAAAACUAUCAAGAAAAAAUAUAGAAAAGUUUUGUGUACAAAACUCAUUGAUGCUUUGGUCAAAAUCGUUUCUAGAUAUUUGCAAUAUUUGUGCAAUGGGUGAGCAAUGGGAAUUUGAUUAAACAAUAUUUUCGCGAAUUGACAAUUCAGUGACUCUAUUUACGCUGUUUUGAAGCAAAAAGUCCUAUUUAAUUGGGCCAAACCGUGUUUGUGACCACUAAAUAAACGAUUAAAACUAUUUCCAAUCGAAAGCUUAAAAACUUUCAAACACAAAUUAAAUUAAAAUAUUUGAGAGAGAAAUACUACAUGACUACUAAUGUGGACACGCAAGGAGCUUUCAGUAAAAAAUAUAGACAAACAAAAAUGAUAAAAGAUUUUGCUUUACUGAAGUUUAUAUGAAAUCAAAAAUUCAGCCAUUAUUUUUUUUCUAAACAGGUAUAUGUAAAUGCAUUUUCUUGCUUCUUGAUUUUACCCAGUAGCAGUAUAAAGAACAAAAGUUGAAAGUAAAAAUAUCAAAUUGUUCUGAUAUUAUUUGUACAAAACACAUAUCACAUAUAAGUGAAUUAGUAAAAUGAAACUAAAUUUCGUCUCAUUAUAUAUUAUUUCGUAUUUCGUUUCCUCUGCACAUAAUACAUUUUUGUGGUCUCGUCAUAAUAAAUAAUUUAACCUUUAGUAUUUGAAAAUGCUUACUAAACAAUCUUUUCCCAUUCAAUUACAAUAUUAAGGGAAAAAAACUGAAACUUUGCUCUUUCCAAGGCCAUAUGUUCAGAGCGAAUGUAAUAGUUGGACCGGUAAACCAUCACGUACCCUAUACAAUCAGUGGGUGAAUAAUAUGGUAAUCUGAUCGAGUUCUGCUUAUUCCUUUUUCUCUUAUUUCUAGCAAAAUUUUUAUAUUGCUGAACAUAUAAUUGAGAAUUUAUUUAGGAAUAUUUUUUGUACAUUCCUUGUUUUAUACUUCGACCACUUGCAGACCAAAUAUACCCGGAACCAGUGGCACCUGAAAAAUGUUAAACGGAGUAUCUGAGGAUUCAUUCAAAAAUGUAAGACAAACACAAAAAAAAGUUCUGAGAAUUCAAGAAAACCUUCAGACACUAUUUCCAUGGUUCAGAAAGAAAAUCUUGGCUUUAAGACUAAGUUGUCCUCUUUCAGAUCUUCUGAACUGAACUUGAAGUUUUCAACUGUUGACUGGUGAAAUAAAAUAUAUUCGGCAAAGCUUUUCGGGAAUUUCUGGUUCGAGGUAUAUUUUGUAUUUUAUCGAGGAUUGAAAAUUAGCAUAUUUCGGCAAUCUCUUUGCCAAUCGAAAGUCGAUACAAAAGGCUACAUUUAUCUCGAAGCUCAAGUCUGUAGCUGUAACAGAGCUGACAUUAUGGAGCUCGAAAUUUUGAAAUUUUACAAAAAAAAUUUAGGAGAUUUUGGUUCGAGUGUUUUAAAACAAAUUAAACACAGCCAUUAAAAAAUAAUUAAAUGCAUUCGUGUAUGAAAUGAAUUCAAUAUUGUAAUUCCUGAAAAAAAAGGAAAAUUAAAGCAACUGAAAGAAAAGCAAAAAUCAGUGUGUGGAUAUGUGUUUAACUCAGUGUCGUUGCUGGAAUGUAGCUUACAAAGAAUUAUGAUUAACGAAAAGUGAAUUUUACUAUACAAAAUGGAGAAGUAAUAAAUAUUUCUUCACUGAAUGAUAACGAAAAGAACAUUUUGAUAUAGGCUGGAAUCAGUGUUGAAUCAAUGUAACUAUCAAACCACUUCUUUUUUCCAUCCACGCCACUUUAUGUACCCAAAGUUUUGUAAAAAUAAGACAUGCUAGAGUUUCAUGUUCAUUGUAUGUGUUGAAAAAUAUGUAAAAAUAAAAUUUCGUGACUUUCUGUAUUUUCAAAGACUGAUUUUCAUGAAAAGAAAUUAAAGAGUAAAAGUGGUAUGACGGUAAAAAUGCACGUUUUGAAAACUUUUUUUUUUCAAACUUACCGAGGGCACUUUUCACUACACAAUCAAUACUUAUUCAGUUUAUUUUGUUUCUGAAUAAGUUAUGUCAGUAUAUCAGAAAAAGCACAAUAUGAAAAAUAUGAAUUUAUCACUUGGAUAUAUAUAUGUCUAAGCGACUUUUCCAAUUGAAUUGUUAGGUACUUUAAUUUUUUGCAUUGUUCGCUAUCAUAAAUCCAGCAUGAAAGUCACACUUCUUCCAUUUUUCUGUGAGCAAGAAAGAAGCAUUAAAAAUUUUAUUUAAGAAAAAUGCAUAUCCAAUUUUAUAUUUUCUUUUGAUGAAAGAGUAAAUAAUAGAAAACACAUUACGUGGGGAUUGAAAAAAGAAUUAUUUAAUAAUAAAAUUGUCUUAUAAGAUCAAUUCAAAAGAAUGGGAAGAUAGAGGUGCAUUUCAUCUCGAAAUGAUGGUCUUGAUGGACAUAAAACUUUAAAAAAAAACUAUCUGUAACAAAGUUUAAAAUGAAAAUGUGAAUAACAUUUCCUUGUACCUCAACAAAAUCUUAACUGAAUGCAUAUUAUACACAUUCCCUUCAUUUUUCCAUGAAGAGGAUAAAAUGACUUGAAUUCUUCUCGUAUUACGUAAAGUGUUAUGUAAAUAUAUUUACAUAAAAAAUUAAAUUAGGUGAAUUUUAAAAUUUUCUUUCCAUUAUGAGUGUCUGAAUACUUUGAUUGAAUUCUAUUAAUCGAAGCUCGGCUAUUCAAAUAAUAUCACGAUGAAAUAGUUAAAAUAUAAGGACCUGAUAUUUUUCGGUUCGUUUUAUUUCAGCUUUUUGGAUUUUUCAAUUUAUUUAUAAUCGAAAAAUUAUAUUUGACCUACGGUUGUGUCUGCUAUAUUUUUAGGUUAUCGGUAAUCUACAUUUUUCUUUUUUUUUCAAUUAUACAAUUGCCUUCGGAAACUGUGGGUAAUAACUCUGUUUUCAUCCUUUUUUGUGUUUUUUUUUUCUUUGAAAACAGAUCUUGUGUUGCACGCAAUGCAUUUAAUUUUGAAUGCAUCAUGAAUCGCUCCUUUCUCUCGGAUAAUGAAUUAUGCUCUUUAAGUAUCUUACGCUUAAAAAGUCAAAUACUGACAUAUUAACUGAAACAAGGCAAUUAACUCUAGGCCGAAGAUUAAUCAACUUUGUCAACAAGUUAAAUUAUCAGUUUUAACAUGCGACUUUGAUUGGAUUUUAAAUUCUUCUAUAUCUGUUCUUGGAAACAACGAGUCAAAAAAUCUAUGGGUUGCGUGAGAAGUUUGCAAAAUGAUUUAUUUGUUUUUAUUUACUACAAAAAUCAGUGACAAAAAUCUUCUAAUACUGGAAACAUUGUAAACACAGGAAGUGAACAAUGCAGUAUAAACCUUCUGUUAUUUUAAAAGUUUUUUCUCACUUUUUUAUUUUUCUUUAUAGAAGAACUACACUCAAAUCAAAUUUUAAACAGUAGUAAAAUUUUUUUAUGUGCCAUUGCUAUUUUCUGUUCUUUUUCUUUAUAUCAAAGAAAAGAAACUGUAUAUCAAUCGAAAAGUAUGUGUGUUUUAUCCUUGCCAAGCCCCUAAACCAUUCCCUCUCUAUUAAUUGUCCUAAAUAAAAGACAUAUUGUAGAUCGUAAAGCCAACGCUAAAACAUUAUUCACGCAAGGACUUCUGUUUAGACAGCCCUUGAGCCUCCUGUAUAUAGUUAUGUUUCAUUUUCCAUUUUUCUAAAGUAUAGACAAAAGGCAUACACCAUAGGCAAGUACACAACUGAUUAAGGUCAGAAUAAAGGAGCUUCAAUUGCUCGGUAAAAGUGAAGUUUGAUAAAAAGAGAUGAUAUAAGUGAAAUGGAAUAACAAAAAAUAAAAAACUAUAUAUACAUGUCACACUCUAUGAAUGAAUGUCUAUUUUUAUGGUUUUAUUAUAAAUUAAAUGAUUUUUGUAAAAAUAAAUGUAAUAUUCAUACA